UCAACCUCUACCGCCACCCACCAGUCUCAGUCCCAGGAAUUCUCCAGAGCGAGCGAGCGAGAGAUGUCGUGCCUGGCGUCGUGCUGCGCGGCGGCGACGUGCGGCCUCUGCUCGUCGGUGGGGGGGAUCUCCAAGCGCUCCGCCAGGCUCGCUUACUGCGGCCUCUUCGGCCUCUCCCUGAUCGUCUCCUGGGUCCUCCGAGAAGUCGCCGCCCCUCUCCUCGAGAAAAUCUCCUGGAUAAACACCGGCUCCCAUACGAAAGCAUGGUUUCAAAUGCAAGCGGUUCUCCGGGUGAGCUUGGGGAAUUUCCUUUUUUUCGGGAUACUUGCUCUCAUAAUGAUUGGGGUGAAAGACCAGAACGACAAACGGGAUUCGAUGCAGCACGGUGGAUGGAUUGCAAAGAUGAUUAUCUGGCUCUUGCUUGUCGUUCUCAUGUUUUUCCUGCCAAAUGAGGUCAUCACAAUUUACGAAACUCUAUCAAAAUUUGGAGCAGGACUGUUUCUGUUGGUUCAAGUGAUUAUCCUACUAGAUUGCACUCAUUCGUGGAAUGAUGCAUGGGUUGCGAAAGAUGAACAGAAAUGGUAUGUUGCUUUGCUGGUGAUAUCAGUUGGGUGCUACAUUGCAGCGUACACUCUCUCUGGGAUUUUGUUCAUAUGGUUUAAUCCUUCUGGUCACGACUGCGGCCUCAAUGUCUUCUUCCUUGUUAUGACAAUGAUCCUUGGCUUUGUAAAUGGAAUUGUUGCACUUCACCCUGCGGUAAAUGGCAGCCUCUUGCCUGCUUCGGUGGUAUCAGUUUAUGGCGCUUAUGUGUGCUACACUGCUCUCUCUUGUGAACCUCGAAAUUAUGUUUGCAAUGGUCUACAUAACAAGUCUCAUGCAGUCUCCACCAGCACCCUCAUUCUCGGAAUGCUUACGACCGUUCUUUCCGUACUAUAUUCCGCUUGCCGUGCUGGAUCAUCGACAACAUUCUUGUCCCCUCCGUCUUCCCCCAAGUCAGGUGCAAAAAAGCCUCUUCUUGAUGGAGAUGAUGUCGAAGAAGGCAAAGAUAAGAAGGAUAAGAAGGAUAAGAAGGAAGCAGAACCGCAGCCAGUUACUUAUUCCUACUCUUUCUUCCACCUUAUUUUCGCUCUGGCUAGCAUGUACUCAGCUAUGCUUCUUUCAGACUGGACCAGCUCUUCUGAUAGCUCGGAUCUGGUCGAUGUGGGUUGGACAUCUGUUUGGGUCCGCAUUGCUACUGAGUGGGUCACAUCUGCUCUCUAUAUCUGGACCCUCGUGGCCCCAUUGAUUCUUCCUGAUCGCGAGUUCUUCUGAGUUACCUGUUGUCGAAGUUUCCAUAGUGUAAUUAGAAUUGGUGGAGUGUUUUUGUUUUGGGGAGGACCUUGCAGUGGAAUAAGAUGGGUUUUAGUGACUUGAUAGGAGCCUAGGUCUGCCUGCAUCUGUUCUCUCUGUUAUUCAUAUUUGUAUCCUUUUCCAGUUUUACAGUCUUUCCUGCAAGAUUGGUUCACACCGGGUUAUGAUGUGGUGGAAACGAAAUGAGCAAGGUAUACUAGAAAUCGGGCUGAUUGUUGUACUUAUGAGGAGAGUAUAAAACAUAAAUCUGCCCGAUGCUGAUGUGUGCCAGGUACUAUUGCAAUUUCUCUUGAUCAGUUCAAUGUAAAUAUCCUCAAUUAUUUCUUGA
Messenger RNA from Eucalyptus grandis, 1678 nucleotides. RefSeq names its product serine incorporator 3. The record is from RefSeq and is a predicted model, not a curated record. Gene Ontology annotation, cellular component: membrane. Lineage: Eukaryota; Viridiplantae; Streptophyta; Magnoliopsida; Myrtales; Myrtaceae.